AUGCAACCACCCGCAAACUUUCAGCCUCAAGUAGGACACGAGGUGUUUUCUGCGGGUAUUCAAGCGACAACUGUUGGGGCAUGGUCUAGCUUUCCAAUUCUUUGGAGGACUAUUAACGAAGUUUGUAUGCAAGCCUUUUCUAUCUUUGAAAAUUAUCCUACUAAGGAUCUUUCUGUUUUGUAUAGAGAGCUGAACGCCAAUCUAUGCAGGGCGCACGCACUUGUUUACAAGCUUACAGCGUAUCCAUGCCACGACUGCCCAUCUCUAGUGCGAGGGAACAACUCUGCUCGAGUAGUUGGAGACAAUCAAGAAUGCACACAAGUUUUAGUAGUUUAUUAUUUAUUUCGUGAGUUACUGAAAAAACAGGUGCUUCAGAGCAAGCAAGCUUUAAGCGCCGAAUGCUACACUAUUUCCGCCUAUCUUGACUCGUUCGAGAAAUAUUCAGCUGGUGUAAAUGUGACAAAGUGUGUCUUCACAUAUUUACAGUGGGUUUGGCAGAAAGUGGGCUUGCCAAGUGAACAUAGUAUUUUACCUACUGAGGUCAUUUCUCUACACAACUGGACUGAACACGUUUUAUCUGAUGAUGUUCGGGAAUGCUUGAAGAUGAGUGCUAUGAGCACAGUGAAUGAAAUGCGGCAAGGCCAAGAGGUUGAUUACGACACAAUAGAAAAUAUUAAACGGCUAUCGUUAAACCUAUCGAUGCUUAGUGACAGUCGUCAAGCGUUUUACGUCACAAUUUUGGAGGAACCAUAUUUGGCGAACAUGAGCAGCUUUUACAUGUUGCGAAAACCAAAUUACAAACGCUAUGGACCAGAGAAUUAUGUUAGUGUCUGUAUCCGUACCUUGAAAAGGGAAGAAUUCUUAGUUAAGUGCACUUUGUGCAAACAGUCGUUAGAAAAGGUUCGAAACCACCUAAUUGAGAUCUUGUUUCAUGAAGAAGUUGAAUAUUUACGGCCUCCAGUUCAAGCUUGCUUCGCAAAUGAUUUCGAGCGGGACAAAAGCAAGAGUUGGUUAUCCAGCCUUUACGAGCUCAUUGGAGCGGGCUCGAAGAGUUCCUGGGUUGAGGAUGUUAUCACGUCAAAUGUCUCCGAAAAAGCAAGUGAAUUGAUUAUGAAACGAAUUCAAGAGGGUAAUGAUGACAACAACGUGGCUGUAGAUCUGAACUCCAUCAGGGAAACACAUCACGUACAGAAAAAAAAAAUCAUAGAUAUUUUUGGUCCAAAGCGGCCCUUGUUGGUGGCUAUGCUCUCUGGACUUAAGAUAGCUCUUGACACUUACAAAGAAUCAAGCGUACAGGAUAAUGAAGAUUUCGAGAAGAACAUCGCCAAUUCACUAGCUGUGUUUGCAGUCAAGGAAACUGACAGUUGGCUCAACAAUCCUAAAAUUUGUGACAACUGGGUUGCAGAUAUGUAUGGUUUCAUUGAAAAAAAGGAGGUAUUUCACUCAAAGUACAUGAAGCUCCUUAAGUCUCGCUUAUUAAAAAAUGCUUACUUAACUGAAACGAAAGCAAAUUGUGAAAACACAUUCCAGAGAGAACAGCGUAUGCUUAGUGACCUUUUCUUACGGGGAAGAAAUUUUGACUUUGCGCACUCCUGUCAGAUCAUGCUGAAAAAUGUUUUUACGCGUAGCUUCGAUUAUAAAACAAUGCAUCGUGCACCAUUUGAACUUCGGCCUAUAGUUCUAAAUAAAUUUAUUUGGGAUGGCAUUGCACCACCACCCAAACAGGAUACUAAUUUGCUGAUAAAAGAAGUGGAUCAAGCCUUGGAAAAUUUCCAAAUGGUCUAUAAGAAGAACUUUGCUCCUGGGAAGUGUUUAUCCUUUUUGCCCCACUAUUCAACUUGUAUCGUUCGUAUGAAAACAGGUGAUGACGCAGACUAUGGUGUACGUCUAAUUCUUUCUUCCCUUCAGCUGCGUAUUGUUAUGGCAUUCAAUCAACAGAGGAAGUGGAGGGUAUCAGAAUUAGAAGAGAAAAUUGACGUAAGCCACAGUGAAUUUAGUGAACACCUGGACAAGCUUGUUAAAGCGAACAUAUUUGCUUAUUUACCUUCUUCCAAAUCUCUUCACGUCGUUAAACCAACCAGGUCAAGCCGAAAGAAAUUUUUUCUAGUUCCUGAAAUUCAGCAUGAGAGUGUUCAGGAAGGAAAUAAACGGGAAAGCAUUCGAAGUAUUGCACCCAUAGAAAGAGAAAAGGCGAUUGCAAUUGAGGGCUGCAUUGUAAAGUCUUUGAAAAUGAACGGUUCUCUCUCCAUUGGAAAGAUUGAAGAGUUUGUUUCUGAAGUUUUGGAUAAAUUUAGCAUUAACUGUCGCGAUAUCAAGCGAAUACUUGAUAAAUUAAUUGAAAGGGAAUACGUAUUGCGUGAGGAGGAAUCAAAUACUUUCAGGUUUAUUCCUUAA
This is a messenger RNA of Phytomonas sp. EM1, 2394 nucleotides long. The record is from the annotation of a GenBank genome assembly. Lineage: Eukaryota; Euglenozoa; Kinetoplastea; Trypanosomatida; Trypanosomatidae.